AUGCUGCCUACCCUCGCCAGAAAGGCAGCAGGGCAACCCCAAGUGAGCUUCCUGGCUCGACGACGACUGCGACACGCUGGGCUUGAUGAGAAGAAGGCAUGGCUAGCCCGGAACUUGGGGAGCAAAUUGGGCCGUAUUCAAUCCAAGGCUCUGAAACCAUGCGAGGACCACGUUACCAGUGCCUCAGGAUUCGAUCUCCUCUGUAGCUACAGCUGGAGAGUCGAGUCCAAGAUGCAGCUCAAGAAACGCCCGUUGCGUCCACAGAUCUAUGUACCGGUAACGAGGAGGUCUUGGAUGAGGCACUACCGGGACGUCAACACGGCUCGGAUGCCCUUAUAUCCGUUUGAACCAAUGUUCCAGAGCAUGUCUGUCAUGAACCCGGGCUUCCGAUUCGAUGAUGUCGACCUGAUCAUCAACCGCAACUCUCUCGGCCACCUCCUGCGCUUCGUCAACGGGAAGGCCAAGCAUCACUUUCGUUUAGACCUGGCCAUGGUGCAGAACACUCUCGUCGUUACGCCUACCUGGGAGCGCGUCUUUGAGAAGAUGGGAGAAGAGGGUAACCACGGUCGUGACUUUGAGGACUUGUUCGCGCGACGUACAUUGCAGGACAAUGGCUCCUAUCACCGCGCUAUCCGGUACAACCUGGGACCUCUGAAUUGCGCAGUUCUGUCAGAACUAGACGUUGCUCUACCAAGUUCCGGUGAAGCGAUAUCUUCCCAUGACAAACAGUGGAAAUUUCACCCAAAGCCCUCGCGGGUCGAUGAGAAGGAUCUCUCAGAAGCGUAUCAGCCCAAUACUGUGGCAGAGAGAAUUGUGUUCAAGCGUGGAAGCCAGACGUCCCCUGAAAGCCCUCGACUGCGGCACGCACCCUGCUCCAAGGUGAUCCGAAGAGGCAACGGAACUUUCAGCAAAGACGCGGCGGAGCUGAGUGCAAGCACUUUGGCCCCCUUCAGAAAGAUGCCUCAGUUAUGGUUCGGCAGGGUCCCCUUCCUGAUUCGAGGCACCUAUAUCGAUGGCUCUUUCACAGAGGUUGAUGUGAUUUACCACGCAACGUCUUUCAUCCCCUACGAGAAUGAGAUUCAACCCCGUCUCCAGAAGCUGGUGUCGCUGAUCAGCACACUGAGAGAAUCUGCCAAGAACGCAACUGACCAGAGAUGUAUUGUGAUAUGCGACAAGACGGUACAACCGAUUGAGCUGAGGAUCUUUGAAUAUCACAGGACUCCCCCACUUCCAGUUCCUGUUGACAUACAGAGGCACUUUUGGACGAGCAACGAGACGGGGAGCCAGAGUUAA
This is a messenger RNA of Diaporthe amygdali, 1293 nucleotides long. RefSeq lists its product as uncharacterized. The transcript is spliced from 2 exons. The record is from RefSeq and is a predicted model, not a curated record. NCBI's taxonomy places the organism in Eukaryota, Fungi, Ascomycota, Sordariomycetes, Diaporthales, Diaporthaceae. The coding region runs from base 1 to 1293 and encodes 430 amino acids.